AUGCCUAACUUUCCAUGGACCAAGUCGAACCGGUCGCACCAAUCUGUCGACAAUUCCUCGUCAGGGCAGCAUUCGCCUGUGCCAUCUGGUAAGGAGCCUUUUGGCCGGCCAAUCGUCGCCCCGGCUGACGGUCAAGCGCUGUCAGUGAACGAACAGGUCGCAGGCCAGCAGCGAUACCAAAAUCCAGACGGCAGCCAGCCAGCACCUGUGCAGAUUCAGCAGCCGCCUGUGCAACCACCGCAACCUCAAUAUAGGGAUCAGCAGUUUCCCCAGCGCACCACGAGCCACAGGCUGAGCGCCCAUCUCUCCCUGGGCCAGUCGUCGUCGCCGUCAUCGCCGCCGCCGUCGGUGCAGAACUACCAGCAACAAGCUGGGCCUCCGCCCGCAUCUGCUCUCGAGUCGCCUCACCGCGGCGCCUAUCAAGCCCAGCCCCCGCCCGCGGCAUACGUGCCCGAGCCCAAGAAGCAGUCGCUGCGCAGUCGCAUUGCAGCCGGAGUCAAGGGCCACAAGGACCAGGAGGCCAAAGCACAGAAGAACGGCCUGGGUAGACGCCAAUCCGUCCGGAAGAGUGACCCCCGUGUGCAGGAGUACCAAGCGCAGGAAGACAGUCGUGUGCAGCAGUGGCAUCAGCACCACCAAGGCUCGACGUCCCACCUGCCCGCCUCCAACGAGCAGGACGAGGACAACCUCGACCCUUUCCUCCAGAAAAACGACAACGAGACGCCCCAGGUGCCGCCCAAGGACAUCCAAUACCAGCAGAAACUGCAGCAGCCUCAACAACAAUUUGUGCCGCCGCCGCACCAGGAACAGUACAAUCGGCCCCCACUUGGCAGGGUAAGCACCGAGGGCAGCUAUUCGACCCAAGGCGGGGUAGAUCAAUACAGCUCUGAGAAGCAACAACAGCAACAACAACAUCAACAGCACCCACAACACCCACAACACCACCACCACCAGCAACACCAAUACGAAACCUACCAGCCUGCCGCUCCACCCCCACCCCCACAGCCCGUGACCGACUACCAGGCCUUCAACCCGCAAAACGUGCCAAGCCCCCUCCUCCAGAACGCUCAGCCGCAUGGCCAAGGUGGGCAGGUACCACUGGACAUCCCGCAAACUUACCACCUGUACCAGCAAUCGCUAGAAAGUGCCCACCAAAACACACUUUACCCACAGCAACAGCAGUUUGCGCAGCAGCUUCAGCCGCACCAAGACCCACAGCAACAGCCUCAAUCUGUGCGACCAGCCUCGCAGCAUCCCCAGAUUGCGCAAGAGGCCCAGAAGAUCGAGUCGCAACAACGUCAGCCCCCUCCGUCCCACCAGCUGGCCCCGCCGUCUCCCCUCCAGCCGCCGUCCUACCAGACAUACGACGCCCAGCAUACGCAACCGUCCGAUCUCCCACCGACAAACAUAACACCCCCACACCAGUCGCAGGACAACAUGGCACCCAGUGCUCAGAGCAAUGCGAGGAACACGCUAAGAAAAGUGGUCGACGGCAGCCAACCGCAGACAGGGCAACCGUCCCGAGAGUCAUCCCUACUUUCACAGCCUCCCGCUCAAGGUCAGCCACUCGGUCAGCCGCCUGUCUCGCCGGGCCUCGCAACAUUCGACGCUAACGUCGUACCAACAGCUUCACAGGGGCAGCCAUAUCGCGGCGAGAAGCAGAGCCAACAGGUUUCAGAAAUGGGACGGGCAACGCCUCCGCCAAGAACCUCCGUCGCCGAUAUGACAGAGGACGAUGUCGAGAAGCUGCAAAAGGAGCACGAUGUUCUGCGCGAAAAGUACCAAAAGGUCAAGCGAUACUUCUUCGAGCAACAGUCACAGGUUCAUCAGCUGCAAAACACCCUCGCCAAUCAGCGCUUGUCGCUCUCCCGCACAUCUUGGGACGACAGCGAAUACGCAACGCGCUUCAAUCGAUUGGAUGGAUUGAUCGCACAGCUAUCCUUCUCCAUCCGCAAGGAUUGGAAAACCAUACCGCAGUGGUUGCAUGUCGUGGUCAACAAAACUGCCGUCGAGACAGGCAAGCAGGAGAUGACAGCUGUUGGCCGUGCCUUCAUCUCGCACUGGUUGGUAGAAAACAUAUUUGACAAGUACUUCCAUCCGGACCUAGAGCCGGGCUUUUCGACACAACUGCAAUCGAUCGUUUCGAAUAUCCGCAAGUUCUCGCCGCCUUGCCACAGCACCGAAGACGAAGACACACUUGCCGCGAAAAUCAUCAACUGGCGGCUGGCGACACUGGAAGGUCUGGCAGAUGUGUUGAGAGCACCACAAGCUACUUCCAAUCGCGAGACGCUGACUGAAACACUCAAUGAGAAACUCAUCGCGUCUCUCCAGAUGCACUUGAACGACCCUGCGCCGGCAGACCUCAACGGAGGCGUGCCUAUGAUCAUCGAACUGGCCAUCAGCAUUGCUCAGCAUCUACCGCUUGAGAGCCGCGAAGUACAUAUUGAAUACUUCCCUCCGGGUCACGGCAUCGUCGCCGACUUUAUGAAGCUGGAAUCCGGCAUCCCCGCAUUAACAGCACCCAUUAUGGAGUUGGAUGACGCGGAUAGAGCUUCGAUCAGAAGCAUGGCAUCUAGACCUGACGACAACAUGUCCAUUGCCGAACAAGAGCAAGCACAGCUACAAGGAGGCCAACCGCAAAAAGAAGAUAAGAAGCGCGGUAUGUUCGGAUUUGGUGCAUCAAAGAAGGCGACGGCUUCUCCUGCUACCCUGGGCAAGCGAGAAUCGUCUCUCGGUCAAGGUGGCAGCCAGCAAAGUCUUACGCAACAUCCACCGGGCAGCUCUGGGGGACCAAAAGAUGAGUCUCCACCACCACGCGUGCGCAUGGCCGUCGGUGUCGCGGUACAGAUUCGUGGAAAGAGCAUCUUGAUCAAGGCUCCAGUGUACAGCACUUGA
Messenger RNA from Alternaria arborescens, 2895 nucleotides. RefSeq lists its product as hypothetical. NCBI's taxonomy places the organism in Eukaryota, Fungi, Ascomycota, Dothideomycetes, Pleosporales, Pleosporaceae. The transcript has 2 exons. The record is from RefSeq and is a predicted model, not a curated record. Bases 1 to 2895 code for a protein of 964 amino acids.